Sphaeroforma arctica JP610 is the source of this 4608-nucleotide messenger RNA. RefSeq lists its product as hypothetical. Lineage: Eukaryota; Ichthyosporea; Ichthyophonida. The transcript has 2 exons. The coding region runs from base 171 to 3131 and encodes 986 amino acids. The record is from RefSeq and is a predicted model, not a curated record.
AGUCCAAAUUCUUGCAUACAUACACGCGUACAUACAUCCAGACAUACGUACAUACAUAUACAUACGCUCACGAAGCCACUCACACCAGCCCGUAUACACACGCUUCCGAUCCUAACUGCAUGAAUGCACGCACGUGCUAUUGCCAAUAAACAUACUGUACUUAUAAGAUAAUGACGACGCGAUUGUGCACACAAUCGCGCACUCGAGAGCGUAGGCCUGGGCCAAAGCUAAGCAGCAAACUGUCUAGUGAUUCAGACUCCUCUUCCAGCGGGUCGUCUGAGGAUGAGUAUCAAGGGCCGCUCUACGAGUGGAACCACAAAGACGCGCGUGCAUUCGUUCCUACUGCAGAAAUGGACAAAAUGAGAGAUGUACUUCAAUAUCGCACACGGUUUGCACGUGCUUCUGUGUCGGGAUAUGCUAUGGGCUUGUACGCUGUUCCCGACGCGAACGAUCCAGAACUGAGAAAUCAGCGUCAGAAACCCACGCCGUUGCCACUGUACUAUGUCUCGCCUUCAGCCGUGGAGCACCGCAAAUCUUUAGGCGUUUCUGAUCUCAAAGCAGGCUGGUAUGUGAAGGCGACAGAAGGACAAUGCUUCCAGGUGCGUGUGACCCCAUUACAUGGCGAAGACUCACGCGCUGUCUGUCUGGGGCUGGACAAGCAUACGCGGGACACCUCAGAGAUCAUCUGCUACCUAAAUAUCGACGGCAAAGCCUGCAACACCAUGGGCGACCUGAUCUCGGUCUGUACCGAGUACGACUGUAUAUAUGAGGGCCGUGUACAGGAACAGAAGGGACGCAAGACCAAGGUCACGCAGUUUAAGUUCCGCAAGAUCUCUGACGAGCCGGUGGAUAAGCGGGAGAACACCACCCAGGGCCGGGCCAACUCGGAUGGGUGGGGUACUAUUAUGCUGGAGUUUACACAGGCAAAAAAAGGGAAGGCUCGCCACGUGGCGCCUGGAGCGUACACCCCGGGCACAUACCGCCGACGUCCCAACGAGGAGAAGUUUAUGAAGAAGGGUCUGGCGAUGGGCGUGGGCAAGGGUGCGGUGAUUGAGCGCGAGGAGAAGUUUGCGGGGCACGUGUACAACACCAGCCACAAGCACAACCUGCCCGACCAGACGCUGACCAUCCACAUUCGUGAGCAGUGGUGGAUGGUGAACAAGAUGAUCCUGGAUGGCAACUACGAGCCCAUGACCGCGGAGAUUGCGAAGAAGGGCAUGAACGCAACGGCCACGAAACCCGGGCUGCUGCAGAAAGAUAUUCCGAGGGAAAAGCUGGAGAAGAAGAUGGUCAAGGAGCAGAUCGUCGAUUGCAUUGACGUGGACACGGGUGAGGUGCUGAAGGCGUACCGUGCUAUCAAGCAGCCCGAGCCUGUGAAGAUUGUGCUGGACGAUGACGACGACGGCACACCACAGCGAGACAGCGAGCGUGGGCGUGAAAGUGGGAAGAGUGGUAGUCAGGGAUCGCGCAGGCGUGCUUCGUUGGGUGACGGGGUGCAGACCAAGCCGUGUUUAUCUGGGGUGCGUAAGAGAGAGCUGCACGUUACAGACGUGGAGGAUGUGUUUAUGCGCGAGGAUCUGAACCGACAGACUACCUCACCGGCCCACAGCACAGCCACUACCAGUACCACGACCACCUCCCCACACACGACCAAACGUAUGCGGGUCAAUGGCAAGGGGAUGUCCCAGCCGCCGCUCAUGACUGCGCUGAGUGCGCAAAGCGAUGCACACGCACCACACAACAACACGCAACAACCACAGGACGUAUAUGCACAACAAGCGCAAGGGAACGAUCAAGCACCGGACAGUGAUGCAGACGCGCGCGCACAGGCACUCCAUAGUGAUCCGUCGGCAAAUGUACUGAGCGUUUCGGUUGAAGAUGAACGGGCGGAAGCGUAUAAUAGGGAGCAGGAACGUUUGCGGUUGCUGUUUGCUGAGUAUGGCGUGGAUACGGCGCCUCACCAGCGUUUGCACGUGGAGAACGGGAUCAACCACAUCGACAACAUCCCGUUUUUCAUAUCGGGACAGGAAGAGCAAUAUCGCGCCUAUCGGGAGUCACUGAUGCAUGAAGCGCCCGCUGCGGAGGAGUUUGCAGAAGGGGAUGGGUAUGCAUACGACCAAUCUCACGAAGACGGUUUUGUACCGGAUAAUGCAGACGCUCACGCAUACAAUGGUGCACCCGAACAAGGAGACGUGGUCUACGAGCACGCGCACGGCCAGGACAAUUCACACACACAGCUACACACCGACGCGCACGGCGUCGCGGUUGAGAAAACAGAGGUACAGGUGGUGAGUGCUAAAUAUGGAGAUGGGCACGAGCACCAACAGCCACGCGAGCAAACCAAGGGGGGUGCACAUGCGCAACAGGAGGGCCACGCUGAAAAGAGCGUGGAUGGACACGCUGACGACAGCAACACGCCGAGCGCAGCGCAGACAGCGGAGGUGCAGAGCAGCAGUCCAGUGGCAGCAGAAGCACCCACCACCACUACUACUGCUAUUGCUACUACCACCACCUCAGAUGAUGCACAGGCUAAUGGGGCUGUCGAGAAUGUUGGAUUGAGCGGCGAUGCCGCAGAAAUGGCAGCGUAUGCACAGGCACGCGUGGCUGCAGCGCUGAGAGAGACGCAGGCCCGUGCCAGGAUAGCCAAUGAACAGGCGAGGAUAAGUGCAGAGCCAAAGCAGCGGGAACGUGAUGAGCAAGCACGGACAGAGCAGGAUAAUAAGGAACGUGACCAUGCUGAGCACGUACGGAUAGCCGAGGAGGGCAGGGAAGGUACAAGUGAUGGCGACCCACACGCAGGAGACGCGCCAGCUACGCAAGUCAGCGUGGCGGAUGAGCAAGCAUCAGGUGAACAGCAGGUGCGUGCAGAGCACAGCGUGCACAUGGACGUGGACGAUCCCACGGGUGUGCGUGUGCAGGAAGCUGCGGUGGCUGCGACACGCGGAGAGGUUGCGAGUGGAUCGGUGGAUGUCUCGCGAGCGGCUAGUGCGGUUGGGGAGAUGCCCCACACCGAGACGGUGCACGUGGGCCCUGGACACCCUCAGCCUGAGAUUGUGGUGCAGGAGCAGGAGAGCGAUGAGGAUGACGACAGCGACGAUAGUAUGCCUGUGGCGGCGAAGCCCGACCUUUAAGCACAGGCAUAGGGCUACACGAGGGAGUGUAAGCGGCACGCUGUGGCUAUGUGUAGCUGAGUAGUGGUGGUAGAGCGCAGAUGAGAUGCAUGGCUGGGCUGUGUUGUGCCUAAUUGCGGGGCUGUUGUUAGGCUAGCGCGUCAUUCGCACGCCAUUUCCCACGUGGCACUGAUGUUUAGCAUGACGGAUUGAGCGUGGGUGCGCCGGGAAUGAAUUCUACAGUUUGGCCCAGAGAGUGCAUGUGCAGCGAUUUAAGCGUAGCGUGCCCUGUAUUGCCUUCAUACUCUACCGUGAGUGGAUUGGUGGCAUGUGCCGUGUUUUAGCACAGGGGCGUGUUGUUGGGUUGGCGCGGCAGCGACACUGUGAUCUGUGUCCCGAGUGGUCGUAGUCAGCGGAGAAUGUAUUGUAUAUCGUUCCAAUUGGGGGGUCACUCUCGUGUGGGUUUAUUGUGCAUGUGACACAGCAGACUGGUAGGCAUGGGCACUACUGUGUAGGGAGAUGGAUCUGUGUCUGUAGGUGCGUGUAGCUGGUUCUAAGGAUCCUUCCCCAUGUCACCUUCUAUGCGUGUUAACGCAUCGACUUACACAGUCCCGUGGUCCGCGUGUGUGCGUGAGUGCGUAUGCAACUCUGGCAGCCCUACAGUGCGCUUGUAUUUGUGCUGGUAGAUAGACACGCGUCACUGGUUCUCUGUCGCUUGGCAGGCAUGCGGGAGUGGGUAGGUAGAAUACAUGGAUUGCCGUAUACCUGGAAUGAAUGAUUUGCCCUUUAUCGUGGAUUAAAGAUGGAUUCGCACGUGCACAAUCUCUGCAGCUGUAUAGUAUAUAGCUCGCACAGAGACGAGAACGACGUUGUAGUGUGGUGCACUAUGCUUUUCAUGCGUAAUUGACUUCCACGCACCCGUUAGUGAGUCUGGGGGUCUCGUUGUAGCUCGACAUAUCCCGAACUGUUCACGAGAAACGAAUGCACGGACCGUGUGCGGAAGCGCGCAUAGACAUCAUUUCAACCAAAUAUCAAGUGAGGAAUAAUAUCCAGAUAUAGGGUGCAUGUGAGAAUGUAUACCUAUGGCGAUGGAAGACGUAACUCUAACAACUAUCGUCGCCAAAUAGCAAGUAAGGCAUUGUAUCCAAAUGCAGACUGCACGUGAAAAUGCCCCUACUGCAAUGGAAGUCCGUAACCCUAACAACCAUCAUCACCAAAUAGCAAGUAAGGCAUUGUAUCCAAAUGUAGGCUGCACGUGAGAAUGCCCCUACUGCAAUGGAAGUCAAUAACCCUUACAACCACUAUCACCAAAUAACAAAUAAAGCUUUGUAGUUAAAUAAAGGGUUCACGUGAGAAUGUACCUACUACUGCAAUGGAAGUCUGUAACCCUUACAACCAUCAUCACCAAAUCACAAUUAGGGCAUUGUAGUUAAAUAAAGGGUGCACGAGAAUAUACCUACUGCAAUGGAAGUCCAUAACCUUAGCAACCAUCGUCACC